Molecule: messenger RNA, 2110 nt
Organism: Helianthus annuus (common sunflower)
Lineage: Eukaryota; Viridiplantae; Streptophyta; Magnoliopsida; Asterales; Asteraceae
Exons: 9
Coding region: 1061-2110 (349 amino acids)
Source: RefSeq, a predicted model, not a curated record
UCUUUGUUCUGAUUUCUGUAGAUCUGAUUUCGGACUCCGAUAAUUCGUCAAUCAAAAGAGGUUAGUUAAGUGUUAUAGUUGUUUUAUCUUUUUUAAGUUUGUAAUAUGUAAUUUUAUAUCCUUUCUGUUCAUUAUUUUUUUUACUUAUUAAUAUAUGUUCUGAAUGAUUUAUGGUUUGUAUUUUCUCAUGGUGAACCCUCAAUCUUUUUUGAAAUUCGGACUCGGAUUGUUAGUCUACCAAAAUAAGUUAUGUUGUUCUGAAUUUUGUAGAUCCGAUCAUAAAAUUGAAGGUAUGUUGUUUUAGUUUGUUGUUUAUCUACUGUGCAUCUUUAAUCUAAGCGAUUGAACAUUUAUAUUUUUUUUGCAAACAAUAUCAAGAUCAGAGGUUUUGUUAUCAUCAUCUACAUUCUCUGAUUUAUGUAGUGUCUAUGAACGUUAAUCAUGUAUUGGACAUUUAUCAAACUCAUGUAUUGGACAUUUAUCAAACUUACUGAUUUUUGUUUAUUUUGAUUUUCAUGUGAAUCCCUAAAUCUUGGAUAACAAUCGGACUCCGAUCAUUCAACAAGCAACAGAGGAAAUACCGUAUGAUUUUGCAAGCUUAUUGUGGGAAGGAAAAGUUCCAUAUGGUCAAUGUCUUGAACUUAUUGAUGAUGACUUAUGCAACUGCAUGAGUCUGAAUCUUUUUCGAACACAAGAGAAUUGAUGGAGUGAUAUAAGAAGGUUUCUUUGUUAAUUGAUUAUUCUCUUCCGCUUACAGGGGAUAGCGCUAAGAAUAAGUGCUUUGAUGAACUAAUAGGUGUUUGAAUUUUGUGUUUACUUUGCUCUGCAUAGGGCUCCUUCAGUUUUUUGUAUUCUUUUACUUCGCUCAGUAAUUAUUCUAUUUUCAAGAUAAGAAUACAAGCUGCAUCUGCAUUGGCUACCCUACCAACAAUAGUGGGUGAAUCAGUAAUAACAAAACUAUUGAGAUAAGUUUUAAAGCUUAUUGAGAAAUAUUGAUUGUGUUUCUAUAAAUACUUUACCGUUUAAUUUUGUAAAAAACCUUCAUAUUUAAUUUUCAGAUAUGGAUCCAAUGAACAACAGUCCUUCAUUUUUAAAGCUUAUUCAGGAAGAUGACCAGAUAUUUUUGCAAAUACCUAAUGACUUUGCUUCAAUGAUUUGGGGAGAUCAACCACCUUACAAAGAUUCAGUUAAGAUUGUUGAUGGCAACAAGUUAUGGUUUGUAAGACUGAAAAAAACUGAUGUUGGCCAUGUUCUUGCUGAUGGCUUCACCAAAGUUGUUCGGGAUAGCUGUAUAAGAAAAAAUAACUAUCUUAUGUUUCAGUCAUUUGGACAAUCAUCAUUCUUUCUAAUGGUGUUUAAAUCAUUUGUUCAUCAAUACUGCUUUAUAUCCAAAAUCACACCUGACAAAGACGUUAUUGUCAUGGCUGAUGAAUUUUGGAGGCAAUUUUAUGGGAAAAAUUUCAAAGGUGGUCAAUCAACUCUUUAUUUAGGAGAUAGAUUUUGGAACGUUAAGAUGGACGGAUUAACUGACAGCUGUGUUUUUACUCAUGGAUGUUCUAAGAUGGUAAACGAUCUUGCCUUAGACAGCCGAUCUAUCUUUGUCUUUUCAAUGGUUGGAAAUAAAAUUUUCGAGCUUUCAGUCUUUAAUCACCAAACCAGUACUCAAAUUCAGAACAACAAGGUUGAGUUAGUUGUUUUGGAUGACUCCAUCUAUGGUGAUGAUGGUGAUGAUUUGGUUAUUGCGUCCGAACAUAAGGAGAAGUGUAGUACUGCCGAAACUGACUUUCAGGAAAGUGUUGUUGUGGAAUGUGAAGACAACAAAUUUCAGUUGGCAAGUUUUGAGUCUGUGUUCAAUCGUUUACCGUCUGCUAUUUCCGAUGAGCUGUCUCUUUCUUUUCACAACCUCCGUGAUGUUUCAAUCCAAAACAUUAGAUGUGAGGUAACAAACAUGAAGACGAUAGCGGAAAAGAAUGGAGAUGGUUACAGAGAUGUUGAGGUUGAUUUAACUCUUUGGGAUGAUUAUGCGAACGACAUGUGUUCGUACAUGCUUAGUCAAGAUCUUGAAGCCCAUGUUGUCAAAUCUGUUCAUUUUGGUGCUGUUAAAACCUAA